Molecule: messenger RNA, 597 nt
Organism: Rotaria sp. Silwood2
Lineage: Eukaryota; Metazoa; Rotifera; Eurotatoria; Philodinida; Philodinidae
Source: the annotation of a GenBank genome assembly
AUGUUUCAUGUGGAAUAUCGACUUAUUCCUGAGUAUCAAUUCCCCGCAGCUGUUGAUGAUGCAGUUGCAAUAUAUCGUGCUCUUCUUCGCCUUAAUAUUUUCCCAUCUCAAAUGUUUAUUAUGGGUGAUUCAGCUGGUGGUGGUCUUGCUCUGCUAACCGUUCAAGCUAUAAUUGCUCGUCAAUUACCGGUACCUCGUGGUGCUAUUACCCUCUCUGCCCAGACUGAUCUUUCACUAUCUGGAGAAAGUUAUACACGUAAUCGUCUUACGGAUGUAAUGCUCAGCAUUAACCCCACCAAGUGGAUGGUUAAUAUACUAAUGGGCACUAAUCAUUCUGAAUUAUCGCUGGAUAGUCCUUUUUUUAGUCCUCUUUUUUAUACAUUUGAAGGAUUUCCACCGAUGUAUAUUAAUGUAGGCACAGCUGAGAUAACAGAAGACGAUUCCAAAAGACUUUUAAAAAAGGUUCAAGAUGUCGGUGUGGAUGUAACAUUUGAAGAAGGUUUACAUUUUAUGCAUAUUUAUCCAAUAUUUUUUCUCUAUUAUCCCAAAGCACGAAAUACACUUAAUAAUAUAAACAAAUGGAUUCAAACAAUCUAA